CCUACAGAUCCAGAUGAUCCUCUUGCAGAUCAGAACAUUAAAGAUCGCUACUAUGGUAUAAAUGAUCCUGUGGCUGACAAGCUCCUCAAGCGAGCUUCUACAAUGCCUCGUCUGGACCCCCCUGAUGACAAGACAAUUACCACACUGUAUGUCGGUGGUCUGGGCGAUACUAUCACUGAGUCUGACCUUAGGAAUCACUUCUAUCAGUUUGGUGAGAUUCGGACAAUAACAGUGGUCCAGAGGCAGCAGUGUGCAUUUAUCCAGUUUGCUACCCGACAAGCUGCUGAAGUAGCAGCAGAAAAAUCCUUCAACAAACUCAUUGUGAAUGGUCGCAGGCUUAAUGUGAAGUGGGGCAGAUCUCAAGCAGCGAGGGGGAAAGAGAAGGAACGAGAAGGGAUUACAGAAUCUGGUCUAAAACUGGAACCAGUUCCUGGUCUACCUGGAGCUCUUCCACCUCCUCCUGCAGCAGACGAGGAAGCGGCUUCUGCAAACUAUUUCAAUCUAUCUCCUAGUGGCCCUCCAGCUGUUGUAAACAUUGCCCUUCCGCCACCUCCUGGCAUCGCGCCACCGCCACCCCCAGGAUUUGGGCCACACAUGUUCCAUGCGAUGGGACCUCCACCUCCUUUUAUGAGGGCUCCAGGCCCCAUACAUUAUCCUUCUCAAGAUCCACAAAGAAUGGGUGCACAUGCGGGAAAACACAGCAAUCCUUAACCCCACUGACUCCUUUCUUAUUUUUCUUUGGACAAGACAUUUAAAUUUGUGGCAUAUCACAGUUACAAUAAAUCUCCCUUGUUUCUGUGCACCCA
Messenger RNA from Protobothrops mucrosquamatus (brown spotted pit viper), 806 nucleotides. Its product is annotated as pre-mRNA-splicing factor RBM22-like. Gene Ontology annotation, cellular component: Prp19 complex; U2-type catalytic step 2 spliceosome; U2-type catalytic step 1 spliceosome. NCBI's taxonomy places the organism in Eukaryota, Metazoa, Chordata, Lepidosauria, Squamata, Viperidae. The transcript has 5 exons. The record is from RefSeq and is a predicted model, not a curated record. Gene Ontology annotation, molecular function: pre-mRNA binding; U6 snRNA binding. The annotation marks the transcript as partial.